Molecule: messenger RNA, 1008 nt
Organism: Chinchilla lanigera (long-tailed chinchilla)
Lineage: Eukaryota; Metazoa; Chordata; Mammalia; Rodentia; Chinchillidae
Gene: Gpr119
Product: G protein-coupled receptor 119
Exons: 1
Coding region: 1-1008 (335 amino acids)
Biological process (GO): regulation of metabolic process; adenylate cyclase-activating G protein-coupled receptor signaling pathway
Cellular component (GO): membrane
Molecular function (GO): G protein-coupled receptor activity; phosphatidylcholine binding
Source: RefSeq, a predicted model, not a curated record
AUGGAGUCAUCGGGCUCAUUUGGAGUGAUCCUUGCUGUCCUGGCCUUCCUCAUUAUUGCUGUGAAUGCACUAGUGGCUGUGGCUGUGCUGCUGUCAAUUCACAAGAACGAUGGUGUUGGUCUCUGCUUCACUUUGAAUCUGGCUGUGGCUGACAUCUUGAUUGGCGUGGCUAUCUCGGGCCUCGUCACAGACCAGCUCUUCAACUCUGCUCAGCCCACACAGAAGACCCUAUGCAGCCUUCGAAUGGCAUUUGUCACUUCUUCUGCAGCUGCCUCUGUGCUCACGGUCAUGCUGAUUGCCUUCGACAGGUAUCUUGCCAUUAAGCAGCCCCUGCGCUACUUUCAGAUCAUGAAUGGGCUCAUGGCUGGGGCCUGCCUUGCCGGCCUGUGGUUGCUGGCUUACCUCAUUGGCUUCCUCCCACUCGGAGUCUCCAUAUUCCAGCAAACCAGCUACCACAGGGUCUGUACUUUCUUUGCUGUAUUUCACCCGCGAUUUGUGCUGAUCCUCUCCUGCGCUGGCUUCUUCCCAGCCAUGCUCCUCUUUGUCUUCUUCUACUGCGACAUGCUGAAGAUUGCCUCCGGGCACACCCAGCAGAUCCGAAAGAUGGAACAUGCAGGAGCCACGCUGGGAGCUUACCGGCCCCCACGGUGUCCCAGCGACUUCAAGGCUAUCCGCACUGUGUCUGUUCUCAUCGGGAGCUUCACUCUAUCCUGGUCCCCUUUCCUUAUCACUAACAUUGUGCAGGCGGCCUGCCAGGAGUGCACCCUCUACCCACUGCUGGAAAAGUAUCUGUGGCUGCUUGGUGUAGGCAACUCCCUGCUCAACCCACUCAUCUAUGCCUAUCGGCAGAAGGAAGUGCGGCAGCAGCUCUACCACAUGGGCCUGGGAGUGAAGAAGGGGCUCACUUCUUUCCUCCUUCUCUUCUCAGCCAGGAAUGGUGGUGAAGAGAGGCCCAGGGAAAGUUCCUGUCACAUUGUCACCAUCUCCCACUCAGAGCUUGAUGGCUAA